GGAGGUUUUCCCCCCUCAAGUUGUUUUUUGCAGAGAGGAGCUUUGCAGACAAUCACUGGGGCACCUCUAAUGUUUUCUUUCUUCUUAUUUUAAACCCAGCGUCUUUUAAACCCAGAUAUUUUUUCUCUAACAGUUUUUCUAUUUAAAACCCCAGCUUACUUUAAUAAUGACACUUCUUUUCAGAAGAAACUGCUUUUAUCGCAAAUUUUCACUCCACUCGCAUACCAUCGUGUUUUUGUCAUCCACGGUGAAUUUAGCCCAGGUCUGACCCACUUUUAGCGUCUUUGGCUUCACAGCAUCUUCUGUUUGUGCGGUGGAGAUGUUUUCGACAGGAGAGGAGGUCGAUUCCCAUUUGUUUACCUCACUAAAGGAGUCAUACGGAGAUGCAAUCUCCCCAACACUGGAACUCAGUUUAACUACCAUCUACACCGUCCUCUAUUCUUUCCUCUUUGUUUUCGUUUACCUGCAGCUUUGGCUAAUUUUGCACUACGGCCACAAGCGCUUCAGCUUCCAGAGCGUGUUUUUGUUCCUGUGUUUGCUGUGGGCAGCGCUGCGAACGACCCUUUUCUCUUUCUACUUUAAAAAUGUGGUGCAGGCCAACCAGCUGCAGCCUCUGGCCUACUGGCUGCUCUACUGCUGCCCCGUCUGCCUGCAGUUCUUCACCCUCUGCUUGCUCAACCUCUACUUCACACAGGUAAUGUUUAAGGCCAAAGCCAAGUAUUCACCAGAGCUCACCAAAUACAAGGUUCCUCUGCGUUUGUUCUUCUUAUGUCUCAGUAUCUUUUUCCUGGUGGUGAAUUUAACUUGUGCAUUAUUGGUGCAAGGAGCUCUGGAGCACUCUGCACUGCCAAGUGAUGGAGAGAUCAGACAUGCAGUCUUGGCCCGGGUCCUGAUCAACGACAGUCUUUUUGUUUUGUGUGCCAUAUCUCUGGCCGUAUGCAUCUUCAAGAUCGCCAAGAUGUCAUCUGCCAAUGUUUACCUCGAGUCCAAGGGUACAUCAGUGUGCCAAGCAACAGUCAUAGGAGCAGUGGUGAUCCUCCUCUACACAUCCAGAGCCUGUUACAACCUUGUGGUGGUGGCCUUGUCCCCACAGGACAGACCCAGUCCCUUUAAUUAUGGAUGGUACAGCGUCUCUGAUCAGGCUGAUGUAGAGAAGAUCAGUGGCGAGGCUUACAUCAUUUUUGGGAUCAUUCUGUUCUUCUGGGAGCUGCUACCUACCAGCUUAGUCGUGGUGUUUUUCAGAGUCCAGAGACCCCACCAAAAUCUGGCUCCCAGGGGAAUGAUAAACAGCCACAGUUUCAGCUCCAGAGCUUAUUUCUUUGAUAAUCCCAGAAGGUAUGAUAGUGAUGAUGACCUUUCCAGAAGUAUAAAUAGUAGGAGUGAUCGAGCCAGUCUCCUCUCCACCACACCCCAGCUGGCACCUUCUAGUUGGUAUGGCUCCAUCCAGCGUAAUGGGAGUUUAGCAGCAGGCGUAGCCUCUGCCCAGCUGCCACCACCUUCCACGGCUCCCCUCCUCUUCGCCUAUGGAAAUAUCCAGAAUCACCAUCAUCACCAUCACAACUACUACUCCACCCCACAAAACAACAAUUACCAACAUCAUCAUCACAAUAACUUCUAUUCCACUCCACAGAAUUAUUACUGUGGAUCACAGAUGUAUUUCUGCACCCCACAGAAUUAAGCAGGGUUCAUGGUAACAUCUGGGCAAAAUUCAUUCUAAAUAAUUCUGUUUUUUUUUUGUUUUUUUUGUCUCUUAUGUUUUUACAGCAACAUCAGAACUGGCUAUUUUAAUAGUCUAAUGUAGAUCAUUUGGAUUACCAGUUAUGCAGAAGAGAGAAGUGGGAGUCUCAGCACUAACGGCCGUUGUGCCUGCAAACUUUAAAACUUUAAAACUUUAAAACACUGUGGUUGCAUUAUUAUAUGUGAGACUGGAAAAAUCAAUGACCAGAUAAUUAUUAUUUCACUUAAAAAGUUAAUAUUUUUUCACUUACUGGAACCCUGUAGGAGUUGUCGACUGUAGCUAGCUAAAAUGGGUUAUCAUGAAGCUGUCAGUCAGAAGUGCAGGUUUAGAGACAUUACAUUCAUACAGCAUUGCUGAAUUGAUUGAGUUAUGUGACCAUUGUAAUGGAAUAUAA
Messenger RNA from Melanotaenia boesemani (Boeseman's rainbowfish), 2132 nucleotides. It is a transcript of the gene gpr137c, whose product is annotated as G protein-coupled receptor 137c. Lineage: Eukaryota; Metazoa; Chordata; Actinopteri; Atheriniformes; Melanotaeniidae. Gene Ontology annotation, biological process: positive regulation of TORC1 signaling. Bases 320 to 1678 code for a protein of 452 amino acids. The record is from RefSeq and is a predicted model, not a curated record. The transcript has 8 exons. Gene Ontology annotation, cellular component: lysosomal membrane.